Molecule: messenger RNA, 1823 nt
Organism: Seriola aureovittata
Lineage: Eukaryota; Metazoa; Chordata; Actinopteri; Carangiformes; Carangidae
Product: low affinity immunoglobulin gamma Fc region receptor II-like
Exons: 11
Coding region: 258-1556 (432 amino acids)
Biological process (GO): cell surface receptor signaling pathway
Molecular function (GO): transmembrane signaling receptor activity
Source: RefSeq, a predicted model, not a curated record
AACUGUUGAGUCCUGCACCAUCCCUGAGUUUAUGCUUCUAUAGACCAAGACUGGUUUUGAUUUUUUUUCUUUACUGAUUUUUCUUUGUAAAAAAAUGUAAAGAUCCUCAGUUGAGACAGAGGCACCACUGUGUUUGUCGUCAUAUUUAUUGGAGAGUUUUGUGUCUUUAAGGUAAAAACAGUUGUAGUUGUAAACCACUGUCCUUACUGCAGCAGCCGAGAAAACCACAGCCAGAGGAAGAGGGCGGGCUCUACGUGAUGUCACCUACACAACAUGUAGAAGCUGAUCACAGCCCUCUGAGCAGGACGAUGGAGCGCUCGUCUCUACACUGUCUGAUCUCUCUGAUGUCACUGCUGUGCUGCACAACAGAUGCAGCUGGUCUGACGGUGAGUCCCAGCAGCUCCCAGUUCUUUAAAAGAGACUCUGUCUCUCUGAGCUGUGAGGAGGACGACAGCUCUGCUGGAUGGAGGCUGAGGAGGAACACCACCAGAGACAACGGGACUCAGUGUGGAGCUGACUGGGGAAGAUCAGCUGGUUCUUCCUGUAACAUCAGCUUCAUCCUCCCAUUGGACAGUGGAGUUUACUGGUGUGAGUCCAGAGAGGGAGCAACCAGUAACAGCAUCAGCAUCACUGUCACUGGUGGAGCAGUGAUCCUGCAGAGUCCUGUCCUCCCUGUGAUGGAGGGACAUGAUGUCACUCUGCACUGUAAAACAAAGACCCCUCCCUCCAACCUCCCAGCUGCUUUCUAUAAAGAUGGCUCCCUCAUCACAGAGACUACAGGUCACAUGACCAUCCACCAUGUUGACAAGUCUGAUGAAGGCCUCUACAGGUGUAACAUCAGUGGUCACGGCGAGUCUCCACCCAGCUGGAUCACUGUCACAGAGCGACCGACCACAGCUAGACCUCCAUCCACCUCUCCUCCUCCUCCUCUACCUGUGUGGCUGUCUGCUGCAUCUGUCAGUGUUGUGGUGUUACUGGUGUUACUGGUGUUACUGGUGUUACUGGUGAGACGACGUGUUCAGAGGAAACCUCCAGCUGGUGAAGAAGAAGUCAGAGAAGAUGACAUCACAGAUGACAUCACAUACAGUGACUUCAAAAUAUUACCUCAGCAGCAGCAGCCAAUCAGACGGAGCAGAGAGAGCGAUCCGGCUGCAGUCUACUCAGCUGUGAGAACAGACCACGUCACUUAUGGACAGAUAUUCAUCACAGACUCCAGAUCACAGACGAGAGAGAGAGAUCCGGGCGACUCAGCAGCCAGAACCACGGACGCCAACAGACCGAACAGGACCAGAGCGUGUCCAGCAGAGCCGGAGGUCGUCUACUCUCCAAUUGACUAUUUGCACCCGGUUGAAAAUAGUCACAUGGCAGCUACUCGGCUACUUACACCUGUACUGAACGUCCACUGGCUCCUUAACAACAUUCAGCUUUUAGGAGAGAGUUUGAAGGUUUGGAAUCGAACCUGCGGCGCUGCGGUCAGGACGACGCCCUCAUGGUGUGUGAGAGGCAGAAUGAACAGGAAGUCGGUGCAGACGCUGGAGGACAGCAGCGGUGUGUGAACCGGUCCAGAGCCUUAAACUCAGGUGUAAAUAGCCACAUUGGCUACAGACACCUGGGUGCAAAUAACACCUGCCUCAAAACAAACUGUUGCUUGCAGUUUUUCCCUUUUCCAGAGUUUCAGAUACAAACAUGCUCCUUGUUCUGCUGUAUGUUCAUUUAUACUAUACUUUAAUACUUUACUGUUAUUUAUAUGUGAUUCGUGUCUCUUUGUUGCUGCAGCAGCGAACCGGUUCCUCUGCAGGAUCAAUAAACUCCAGUUGUCAUUG